AUGGCUUUUGCCCAGGGCUCCGGCAGCCCCGAGGCCGCCGCGUGCCCUCCCUUCCAGUGCCGGCAGGAUGAGGCCUCCCUCACCCUGCUCCUGCAUGUGCCCGGCAUCCAGCCCCAGAGCCUCAGCGAGGACAUGGGCACGAACCACUACAGCCUCCGCUUCUCCAGUGACACAGGCACCUAUGCCCUCUUCCUACAGUUUCCUCCCGCAAACAGGCUGGCAUCACGCGAGACCAGCGUUAGCGUGUCUGCCUACAACGCUGCUAUCGGGCUCGCCAAAGCCCCCGGGAGCACCGGGCCCUGGGAGAAGUUCUGCUUCGGCCUUGACGCCUCUGGUCUGCAGGAAAGAUUGUUUGUCAGUGAAGAAAACGUUGAUGGAUUUCUAGGCACUGUUUUAUGCCCUUCCUUUUGCUCCCAAUCAGCGCUGGAAAGUCAGCCGUUAAUUGAAGUGCUUGAUGUUACUGAGGACAGAAUUCAAAUCAGGUUGAAGCCGCAGGAAGCAGUCCAUUCUGAACGUGACGGAAAACAACAAACGCUUAGCAGCUCAGGAGGGGAUCUCGCUGAAAAGGCGAAUGGCGACUACCCCCAAGCAAAGGCAGAAACAAACUGUACUGCAGCUGACACAGCUGAAGAAGAACGUGCUGCAGAAACCAACAAAACUUCCACAUCUUUUGCAACAGCUGAAACAAUAGGAAAAGUAGGUUGUAGUUCACACCAUUGUUUGCAGCAUGAACCUUCUGACACCAGUUCAGCGAUUCCUGGCGAAUCUAGGAGAAAGGAACCAGAUUUAGAAAGUGCCGUUGCAGUAGGCGAAAUGGCCGUGGCCGCAGACUCUGAAAAACAAGCAGGCCUUCUGCUGGAGGGGUGGGCAAAAGCAGAAGGGGAUGAAGCGGCUGCGCCCACAGGGUUGGCACAGGGGAACCAACGCAGCUCGGAGAGCAGGCCAGCCUCCCCAGUUCUCCAAGAAGUGAGCACGCAGGAUGGGAGCGUGCAGAUCGUUAGGGAUCAUGUAACGCACUGCCCGGUCGUGUUUCAGAAUUCUUUGCUGUAUGAAUUGGACUAGUUUAAUUAUUUUGGGAUUUCCUUCUGUUGUUCGAGGCUUACUGCGACUUCCACGUGCUGGUUUAUGACUUCAGGGCUAAGAGUAGAACACAGGUUCCUACUGAAACUGUUUUGUUCACACGUCAACAUAGAAUACUUACGUUGUUAACAAUUUCUGAAGUUAAUAGGUCUGAAUCUUCUAAUCACAUGUAUAGGCUGAAAUAGUUUUACUUACAAGAAAGAUGCAGUUGAAGGGGAAUCUUAUAUUUAUUGUUUACAUAGCUUUCUUAGUCUCUUGCUACUUUACAGGGAUUAUUUGUAUAUAUCCUUUUUCUAAUGGCUCCCUCGGGAAUUGCUGUGUUUAGUCCACCUAGAAAUGAGCAGUAUUCAUCAUUUUUCAAACCUUUCAUUUUGUGAUAACUGCAAGAUUAGACUUGCACUGAUUUUUAGCAAUCAAAUGAAAUUUCUAAUUGCACGGAGAAGUUCUAAUUAGUCUCCCAGAAAUAAUCAACACUUACACCAUGUAUUCCAUCCUAGCACAUUACUUCAGAACACGGCAUCCAAACAUACCCCAAUCUGUCAACCGAACGAAUUCGAUUGCACAAUAAAAACAUCCUCUCUUGUUGCACGUCUGCUACUAAGUAUGUACAGUUUGUAAAAUGGAUUCACUUUAUCCAGAUUAGCUUUACUUUUCAGAAAGUUCCCCACGAGCUUCAGCGUGCUGUUUGCUGGUCCGUCUCUCUAA
Aptenodytes forsteri (emperor penguin) is the source of this 1785-nucleotide messenger RNA. RefSeq names its product dynein axonemal assembly factor 2 (gene DNAAF2). The transcript has 3 exons. The coding region runs from base 1 to 1062 and encodes 353 amino acids. The record is from RefSeq and is a predicted model, not a curated record. Lineage: Eukaryota; Metazoa; Chordata; Aves; Sphenisciformes; Spheniscidae.